Molecule: messenger RNA, 5319 nt
Organism: Manis javanica (Malayan pangolin)
Lineage: Eukaryota; Metazoa; Chordata; Mammalia; Pholidota; Manidae
Gene: PTGER2
Product: prostaglandin E receptor 2
Biological process (GO): positive regulation of cytosolic calcium ion concentration; adenylate cyclase-activating G protein-coupled receptor signaling pathway; inflammatory response
Cellular component (GO): plasma membrane
Molecular function (GO): prostaglandin E receptor activity
Source: RefSeq, a predicted model, not a curated record
GGGGCCUGGGCAUUUGGUUCUUUUUCUGUAGUUUCUAUUUCUCUGCUAAGAUUCUUUACCUGCCCACUCACAAUUUCCCUUAAUUAUUUGAACAUAUGUGGAAGUUGGUUUCUGUUAACCAUUUUUGUUUUUUCUUACCCUUUGGUUGGCUUUUUGUUACCACCUUUAUAAGAAAGGGAUUUCCUGGUGAUGAUAGUGUCAGAAUUGGGUUAAGCAAUGACACUAAGGAAUGACAAGAAUCUAAUGUCAAAGCAGUCACUUGAAGUGGGGCUGAACAUCAUCUCAUUAAUAGUGGUGCAUAAUGUAUGAUGAUUUUCAGUCUUCAAAGAAGAAAGAAUGUUGCAAACACCUUGGGAAAAAUGUAAGGAUAGUGUCUGUCAUCUUAGUCACUCUCACACAACUAGCAGGAUAUCCAUCCUCAACACCAAAACUCAUUGGCAAGUCACUCAACAUAAUUUUGAUGUUACUUUUUGCCUGACCCACCCAUUAAAGAAUAGAAUUGGAAGAGAAUUUGAAACAUUAACUUUUAACUCCCUGCCUUCCACCAAGUAGAAAAAACUAUCUCCUCCAAUGAUUAAUUUUUUCUGAACAAAAGGCAGCUUCCUUGCAUUCCCUAAUAUAAAGUUAGAUACUUACAGAAAAAUCAACCCAACAGACAGAAAUGAGGAAUCAGCAUUAAUAUUCUGCUGAACGUCCUUCUACAUACUGCUCUAUGCAAAUCCUUAUGCAUGUAAUUUUAUGUGAACAGAAAAUAUACAUGCUUUUAACUCAACAUAUGGUAAAGAUCAUUACCAAUAAAUAUAGAUACACAUAAUCCUUUUUAAUGACUAUACAUUCCAUUGCACAGGUGUACCAAGUUUUAUUAAAUCACUCCUCUAUGGAAGGACAUUCAGUUGUAGAUUCCUGAAAUAAUGAACAUUUUUUCUGCUCUGUGUGUGUGUGUGUGUGUGUGUGUGUGUGUGUGUUUAACAAUUCUAUGUGCUUAUCAAAUUAUGUCUCCUUGGGGCAGUACAUUUCUAUAACAUUAUUUCUGGGCUGAAGGAUAUUCACAAUUUUUAAUAAUUAGUAAACUGUUCCUACCAGGAAGAUUGUACCCCCUCACACUUCCACUAAUAGUGAGCCAAUUUCUCUCUCUUUGGCCCUACUGUAUAUGUGUAGUCUUUCCAAACUUUACCAAUGUGUCAGGCAAAAAGUAACAUCAAAAUUAUGUUGAAUGACUUGCCAAUGAGUCUUGGUGCUGAGGAUGGGUAUCUUGCCAUAUGGUCCUUUCUGGCUUUAAAUGGACAGUGUGUGCAAUAUGCAACAGUCUGGGAUGCAAAUAAGAUGGUCUGUCUUCCAUUCUCCUAACUUUAUUGUGCUGUGUGUCCCUGGGUAAGCCACUCAACCUGUCUAUGCGACAGUUUCUUCAAAUGGAAAUGAAGGACUUGAAAUGGGUGGUUUUGAACUUCCUUUCCUGCUCUAAGGAGGGGAUGGUGAGGAAUGCACUGUACGGAUACACAGUAGAUAACGUGGACUGACAGACUCAGUGCCCCAGCCCCCUCUCCCUUGCUUGCACCUGCUGUAGCAGAUGCUGGAAAUGCUCAAUAAACCUUUUCUCAGCCUCCUUUGGAGCUAAUGGGCAACCGUUUUACCAAGUUCUGGCUAAUGAAACAUGGAGGGAAGUCUAUUGAGGUGCUUGUGGAAAACCCUCUGCUUUCUCGAUAAAAGAAACAUGCAGAAGGCAGGAGUUGUCUCUCCCUCACUAUCUGCCUUCAGUGCAGACUUGACACUGGUACCUGUGGGGGCAGUAUGGUAGCUUUGUACAGCGUCAACUCAGCUGAGCAGGAUCUGUUUUUUUCAGAACCUUGCAUGGUUUCAUAUUAGCACUAGCCCCAAGAGAAAAGUUGCAUGAGAUCUGGAAGGUAGUGGCAAAGCAGCAGCCAUGGUUCUUAUGAUCUGAAGGCUAAUGCAGGGCUACAGGCAUAGUGGUUACUCUAGCACAUAGUUGCUGAUCUGCUGGCUCACCUUGCUGGCAUGAGGCAGCACCCAGACUCUAGCUGCUGCUAGAUCUCCUUCUUUAGUUUCUCCAAGUCCUAAGCCAAGUGGAUGUGCAGCAUGAAGGGUGCCAGGUUCUUCUGCAGUACAUGUGCAUUAUCAAGGUCAGAGGUUAUGAGACACAUGCAGAUCUGUCUUUGUGUAUUCCAGUCAUUCAUGAAUUCCAAUCUGUCCCCACAGGUUCCAAGUCUGUUCUUGCCCUCAUCCACAUCCAACUUUGGACCCUGGUUGCCAUUCAGGCUGACCUAUGGUGACUGGACGCUCAGUAGUAGAACCAAAGACAGCCUUGCAUGAGGGAGACCCCUCCACUAGCUCCCACAGUCAUGUGAGGUCUAAUGCAGCCCCAUACAAUAGAACUUAUGUGACGAUAGAAAUGUCUAAUGUAUGAGCUGCCCAAUGUAACAGCCUCUAGGCACGUGCAUGUACCUACUGAGCACUUGAAAUACACUCGAUGCAACUGAGGAACUACAUUUUUACUCUUAUUUAAUUUUAAUUCAUUUAAAUAGCCGCAUGUGGCUAGUGGCAAUCAUAUUGAACAGCACAGCUCUAGUACUGACAUUUAAUAAAAUCUCUCAUUUUUCAUCACUCAUAGUGGUUCUGUUUCUCUGGUUGAACAGUAACUGAUUAGGCAGUAACUGGCAACCACAUGAGGAAGAGCAUGUAGACAGCAAGCCAGCACGCUAGGAAUGACAGUAGGUGGUAGGCAACCAUUUUUGUUAGCUUGUUUCUCAAACUAGCCACUUGCCAAUAAACUUUACUAGGAAUGGGUCUUUCCCCCAAUGGAUCUUGCAUGGUUAACUGAACUUUUUUAAAAAAAAAGUUAAUAGCUGAACAUUUUCUUUCAAGGCUGAGCUUGAGUAGAAAACAAUGUGCAAUGGUUUCAAACUGUGCUCAUAAACACAAUUCGACACAAUUACAAAGGAACAUUUCUUUUUUUUCCUUUUUUUUUUUUCUAAUGGUUGCUUAAACAAGUGGUUAUCCGUUAUGGUGUUGACAUAGGAAAACGCGAAACGCUGGCAACUGAAUCAAAGCAAUUGUGCAGCAGGCAGCCCAGUGGCGAGCGAGGCAGGACAGGAUUGCCUUUUCACUUCCUCCCAGUUUUGGUCCCGCCCCCUUAGUUUAUCUUCCUGAGAAUGUUUUUUUUUUUUAAAAAAAGGAAAACGAACCUAGUGGUCUUUCUUCAGUCUGUCUUCGUGUCUGUGGUUCCCUCCUUUAACACACCUCACGGGACCGGGGCCUCCUCCUUUCUCUAUUGUUUGGUGAGUCACUUUGCUUUCCCUCUUUUGGCCCCGGCCUUCUGUGAAUUGUGCGCAGACCCCCAAGUGCCCCCCGAACGCCCUCCCAGCCCUCUGCUAGGGCUAAACGCGUCUGAGCCGAGGUCACUGGCCGUGCGGUUCGUAGCACCCGACACAGCGGAAGCAGAGCCAGGAACGCAGCCGGCAGCCCGCGCAUCCCUGCGCUGCGCAGCGCUGCCUCGCCGGGCCGGUCCUCUCCUCUGCACCCCCUCCCCCUCCCCAACGAGGGACUCGCAGUGCCCCCUCGCAGCACAGCGUCCCACCUCCCUGGCAACUCCUGGGCACUAGCCCCGGGACGGCUGGGACAGCGCGCCUGAGCCCGCCCCCCGGGCGGAGGAGGUGGCCCCCGGGGCGCCGGCUCCCAGCCGCGGUGGACGCGGGUCAGCGGAGGAGGCUUGGGCGCCGCCUGGAUGCUGCAGCCUAGCAGCUUCUUUGAGAGCAUCGGGAGACCCGGAGCGAGCCUGCCCUCGGUGCGCGGGGCCCGGAACGGGGCCCUGGACUUGGAUCCCUCUCUUUUCCCUCCGGGUCUUGGAGCACUCCAGCUCUCAGACCCCCCUCCUCCCAGGUACUGGAGGGGAGAGGAGGGCGCAUUCCUCUUCCCGCGCCCCACCAUGGGCAAUAUCUCCAAUGACUCCCAGCAAGAGGACUGCCAGAAUCGACAGUGGCUCCCGUCCGGCGAAAGCCCAGCCAUCAGCGCGGCGAUGUUCUCGGCAGGGGUGCUGGGGAACCUCCUCGCGCUGGCGCUGCUGGCGCGCCGCUGGAGGGGGGACGCGGGGCGAGGGGCCGGUCGCGGGAACCCCAUCUCCUUGUUCCACGUGCUGGUGACCGAGCUGGUGUUCACCGACCUGCUCGGGACCUGCCUUAUCAGCCCUGUGGUGCUGGCUUCCUACGCGCAGAACCAGACCCUGGAGAAACUGGAGCCCGAGACACGCGCGUGCACCUACUUUGCCUUCGCCAUGACCUUCUUCAGCCUGGCCACGAUGCUCAUGCUUUUUGCCAUGGCCCUGGAGCGCUACCUGUCCAUUGGGCAUCCCUACUUCUACCAGCGCCACGUCAAGCGCCGAAGCGGCCUGGCUGUGCUGCCUGCCAUCUACACUGUCUCUUUGCUCUUUUGCUCUCCUCCACUGCUGGGCUUCUCGAAGUACGGCCAGUACUGCCCCGGAACGUGGUGCUUCAUCCAGCACCAGCAGACCGUGUACCUGAGGCUUUACGCCACCCUGCUGCUGCUUCUCAUCGUCGCCGUGCUGGCCUGCAACUUCAGCGUCAUCCUCAACCUCAUCCGCAUGCACCGUCGGGGCAGGAGGAGCCGCUGCGGACCCUCGCUGGGCAGCUGCCUGGACGGUCUUGGGAGCCGCAGGAGAGGAGAGAGGGUGUCCGUGGCAGAGGAAACCGACCACCUCAUUCUCCUAGCUAUUAUGACCAUUACCUUCGUAGUCUGCUCCUUGCCUUUCACAAUUUUUGCAUAUGGGAAUGAAUCCUUUUCUCUAAAAGAAAAGUGGGACCUCCAAGCUCUUAGAUUUUUAUCAAUUAAUCCAAUAAUCGACCCUUGGGUCUUUGUCAUCCUUAGACCUCCUGUUCUGAGACUAAUGCGUUCAGUCCUCUGUUGUCGGGUUUCUUUAAGAACACAAGAUGGAACACGAACUUCCUGUUCUACCCAGUCAAAUGCCAGUAAACAGACUGACUUUUGUGGACAGUAGUUAAGAAGUGCUAAGUUAGCCAGCAUCUGGAAGAUCAUUUUGAAAUGGUUCCAUGAAGAAAUGAAGAGAGUUAGUUUAUAAACAAAAUGAAGCUACCCUAAUAAAACAGAGUAAACAAACAUUCCAGCUGUGAUUUGCACUACAGAGGUGCUGAGAAGGCACUUUAUGGAAGGUGUCAGAAGGACCGAUAAAUUUUACCCUUAAUGAGCAUGUUAAUGGCUUUUAGAGGAACAACCAAUUGCAUUUAAGAUCUGGUUGCCUUUUGAUUAAAGGUUUCCUGCUGAACAGAGAAA